Molecule: messenger RNA, 6985 nt
Organism: Anolis carolinensis (green anole)
Lineage: Eukaryota; Metazoa; Chordata; Lepidosauria; Squamata; Anolidae
Gene: abca5
Product: ATP binding cassette subfamily A member 5
Exons: 40
Coding region: 360-5333 (1657 amino acids)
Biological process (GO): lipid transport; transmembrane transport
Cellular component (GO): late endosome; membrane
Molecular function (GO): ATP binding; ABC-type transporter activity; ATP hydrolysis activity
Source: RefSeq, a predicted model, not a curated record
AGGAACGAAAGGAGGCGGCUCUAGCUGGGCCUGGCGCCUCAGGAACGAGACGCGCCUCCUUCCCGCCCUCUCUCCUUUCCUUCCCUCCCUCAACGGCGGCGGCCCUGAGGUAAAGUUGCUGCGUCGUCGUCGUCCACGCCUCCUCGGGAUUCAGGGAGGGCGGCGAAGGCUUCUCCAACCUCCUCCUCCUCCUCUUCUUCCUCGUCUCUUCGGCGAAGACGUCUCGGGCGAGCUGAGGUGGCAGCAAUUGGGUUGAAUCAAAAUAAGGAUUUUCCUUCUGCAUGGCACAAUAAUGCAACAAAACCAGUAAUUUUCCUGCUAGUAUAGCAAUUGAAGCCCAUACAGCUACGUGUGAAAAAAUGUCUCCAGAAAUUUCAAGACAAAAAGGUGUGUGGCGACAAACCAGAGCUCUUUUAUAUAAGAAUUGCCUAGUAAAAUGGAGGACUAAAAAGAGCAGUGUUCAGGAAGUCUUGCUUCCACUUUUCUUCUUGUUUUGGCUAAUAUUAAUGAGCAUGAUGUAUCCAAACAAGAAAUAUGAUGAGGUUCCUGAUUCUGAUUCUUAUUCUGUGGACCAUUCCAGUAUAUCUGAGUUUAUUGUUGGUUAUACACCAGCGAGUGAAAUGACAAGAAAAGUCAUGCACAAGAUGUCUGCAGAAUAUUUUACAGAAGGAAUAAUUACAGAAGAAUUUCUAAGUGAGCAAGAAAUGCAAGAAGCUAGUGUUCGCAGCCCUCGAAACUUUGUGGGUGUAAUUUUCAUGGAUUCUAUGUCCUACCAGCUCAGGUUUCCUCCUGAAAAGGUUCCAGUAUCUGCAAUUCAUGUGGAAUCAAGAGCUAGUUGUCCAAGGCCUUCCAAGAUAUGUGAAGCUGAAAAAUACUGGCACUAUGGAUUCACAGCUCUACAGAUGUGCAUUGAUGCAGCAAUAAUACAGUUGAAAACUAAUCACUCAGUUUUGGAAGACCUGGAACAAACAAAAGCUAUCAUGAUGGGAGAAUCUGCCAUUAUGGAAAUAGAUAAUUCUCCUCGGGCAAUCAUUUUAAUUUACCUCGUAAUUGCCUUUUCACCCUUUGGUUGUUAUUUGGCAAUUCAUAUUGUGGCAGAAAAAGAAAAGAAAUUGAAAGAGUUUUUAAUGAUUAUGGGGCUUCAUGACACUGCCUUUUGGCUUUCUUGGGUCCUACUGUACACCAGUCUGAUAUUUGUCAUGUCCCUUCUCAUGUCGGUCAUUGCAACAUACUCUUGGCUCUUUCCCAAAAGUAGCAGCUUUGUGAUCUUUCUUCUUUUUUUCCUAUAUGGAACAUCCUCCGUCUUAUUUGCAUUUAUGUUGACUCCUCUUUUUAAAAGAUCAAAACAUGUUGGUACGGUGGAAUUUUUGUCGACCUUGGCUUUUGGUUUUGUGGGCCUAACGAUUGUCCUAAUGGAGGAUUUCCCAAAAUCAUUUGUGUGGUUCCUAAGCCCUUUGUGUCAAUGCACAUUUUUAGUUGGUGUUGCACAGGUUAUGCAUCUAGAAGAUUAUGAGGAAGGAGCUGUUUUCUCAAAUUUAACUCAUGGUCCAUAUCCAUUAGUUAUUGCUCUUAUGCUACUGGCCCUUGAUAGUAUGCUUUACCUGCUCCUGGCAGUAUAUCUGGAUCAGGUUAUUCCAGGGGAAUAUGGAUUACGGCGAAGUAUUUUCUUCUUCCUAAAGCCUUCAUUUUGGGCAAAACGAACUAGGAAUUAUAAGGAAUUAAAUGAGAGCAGCAUUAAUGGGAACUUAGAUUUCAGUGAGAUAAUUGAACCUGUAUCUUCCGAAUUCCAGGGAAAGGAAGCUAUCAGAAUCAACGGUGUCCAGAAAUCUUUUGUUAAAAAGGGUGAAACUGUGGAGGCUCUGAAAAGUUUAACAUUUGAUAUAUAUGAAGGCCAGAUCACAGCCUUGCUUGGACAUAGUGGAACAGGAAAAACAACAUUAACGAACAUUCUUUGUGGAUUAUGCCCACCUUCUGAUGGAUUUGCAUCAAUCUAUGGAUAUAAAGUUUCUGAAAUAGAUGAAAUGCUAGAUGCAAGAAAGAUAACAGGAGUGUGCCAGCAGUUAGACAUAUAUUUUGAUGUCUUAACAGUGCAAGAAAAUUUAUCAAUAGUUGCGUCAAUUAAAGGGAUACCUCCUAAUGAUAUGAUACAAGAAGUUCAGAAGGUUUUGCUAGAUUUGGAUAUGCAGCCCAUUAGAGAUAACCAAGCAAAGAAGCUCAGUGGAGGACAGAAAAGAAAACUAUCAAUUGGAAUGGCAAUUCUUGGAGAUCCAAAGGUAUUACUCUUGGAUGAACCAACAGCUGGCAUGGAUCCAUGCUCUCGACAUAUAGUUUGGAACCUCCUGAAAAACAGAAAAGCUAAUCGGGUGACAGUGUUCAGUACCCAUUUCAUGGACGAAGCAGACAUUAUUGCAGAUCGGAAAGCUGUGAUUUCCCAAGGAAUGCUGAAAUGUCUUGGCUCUUCCCUCUUCCUUAAAUCAAAAUGGGGAAUUGGCUACCGCUUGAGUAUGCACAUAGACAGGUACUGUAACAUCGAAGGCACAGCCUCUUUGAUCAGGCAGCACAUCCCUGAAGCCAGCAUGUUAAAGCAGAAUGAAGAGCAACUUGUAUAUGCCUUACCUUUCAAAGACAUGGACAAGUUUUCAGCACUGUUUGCUGAUCUAGACAUUCAUUCCCAUUUGGGUGUUAUUUCUUAUGGAGUUUCCAUGACAACCUUGGAGGAUGUGUUUCUCAAGCUGGAAGCUGAAGCUGAAAUUGACCAAGCAGAUUUCAGUGUAUUUAGCCCAGAGCAAGCUGGAGAGGAAAUGGACACCACAUCGAUUGAUGAAUUAGAGCAAAGCUUACUCAUGCUGUCUGGGACAAAAUCUACUGUACUGAGCAAUAAAUCCCUUUGGAAAAAGCAGGUCCUUACAAUGGCAAAGGUUCAUUUCCUUAACUUGAAACGUGAAAUUAAGUCAGUGACAGCUGUGUUCUUGCUAUUCACAAUAUUUCUUGUUAUGCAGAUUUCUAUGUUUAUUAUACAUAAUUACUUCAAAAAUGCUGUGGUUCCUAUAAAACUCUCCCCAGACCUAUAUUUUCUUAAACCCAAUGAAACACAUCAUAAGUACAAAACUAAUCUCCUUGUUCAAAAUGCCACUGAAGCCAACAUUGAUGAUAUCAUCAGCUCUCUUAGGAACCAGAACAUACUGACAGAGAUAGUCAAUGGCAGUGAUUAUGGAUCAGCUGAUUCCCUGAGUACAGUAUUAAAUAGCAGUGGUUAUGUGUCAUAUGCUCCACACAGUGCAGCACUGAAAGUGUUAAACAUAGACAAGAGCUAUGUUUUUACAGCUGCUUUUAACCGCACAAUGGUCCAUUCUUUACCUAUUAUGAUGAAUAUCAUUAGCAACCUGUAUCUGCACAGUUUAAAUGUGACUGAAAGUAUCCAUGUCUGGAGUAACCCUUUUUUUCAAGAAAUUACAGAUAUAGUCUUCACAUUAGUACUAUACAUUGAAGCUCUGUUACUAGGAGUCAUUGUAACUGGGAUGCCACCAUAUUUUGCUAUGGAGAAUGCAGAGAAUCAUAAGAUCAAAGCCUACACUCAGUUGAAGAUUUCGGGCCUUUAUCCUUCUGCUUACUGGUGUGGACAGGCACUAGUGGACAUUCCAUUGUUUUACUUUAUUCUUCUCCUUAUGAUAGGAAGUUUGUUUGUAUUCCAUUAUGGAGUUUACCUUUUUCCUGAGAAGUUUCUUGCUGUGGUUUUUUGCCUUAUUGGCUAUGUACCAUCAGUAGUUCUGUUCAAUUACGUUGUCUCUUUCACCUUCAACACGAUACAGAACACAAAAGAAUUUUGGUCAUUUGUUUUUUCAGUGGCAGCCUUGGUUUGUUCAAUUGUCAUUGAAAUAGCUUUCUUUAUGUGGCACUAUACAGCAGCUGCUAUUCUUCAUACCUGUUUUUCUAUCUUUGUUCCAAUUUAUCCUCUUAUUGGAUGUCUGAUUUCUUUUAUAAAGAUAGCCCGGAAGCUUGAUCACAAGAUGGAAAGAAAUUCAGAAAGAUUGUUGGUCUCAGUAGUAGCGCCUUAUUUACAAUGUGUGAUUUGGCUCUUUCUUCUGCGCUAUCUUGAGGUGAAAUGUGGAGGCAGAUCAAUGAGAGAAGACCCAUUUUUCAGAAGUCCUAUGAAACUCAAGCCCUGGAAAUUUCCAGAUGUGCCACAUGAUGAGGAUGAGGAUGAAGAUGUUAUGGCCGAAAGGUUGAGAGUUAAAGAGAUGACAACCUGCCAGAGUUGUGAGGAGAAACCAGCGAUUUUGGUCAGCAGUUUACAUAAAGAAUAUGAUGAAAAGAAAGAUUUUCUUCUCGGAAGAAAAAUAAAGAAAGUGGCAACUAACCAUGUCUCUCUUUGUGUAAAAAGAGGAGAAAUCCUGGGAGUGCUGGGUCCUAAUGGAGCUGGGAAGAGCACACUAAUUAAUAUUCUGGCAGGAGAGGUGGAACCAACCUCAGGCCAGGUGCUGAUGGGAGAUUAUUCUUUAGGUGAGAGUAAUGAGGAGAAUUCCAUGAGAUUUGUGGGAUACUGUCCACAGACAAAUCCACUUUGGCCUGAUAUCACGUUGCAGGAGCAUUUUGAAAUUUUUGGUGCUAUCAAAGGAAUGAGUGAAAUGGACAUGAAGGAAGUCAUAAAAUGCAUUUCUAGUGCCCUUGACUUUAAGGAACAUCUACAGAAAAGAACAAAGAAACUUGGGGCAGGCAUCAAAAGGAAGUUAUGUUUCGCCUUAAGUAUGCUUGGGAACCCUUAUAUUACUCUAUUAGAUGAGCCAUCUACUGGUAUGGAUCCUAAAGCAAAACAGCACACGUGGAAAGCAAUUCGAGCAGCCUUUAAAAGUAAACAGAGAGCAGCUAUUCUGACAACCCAUUAUAUGGAAGAAGCAGAAGCUGUGUGUGAUCGGGUAGCAAUCCUGGUCUCUGGAAAAUUAAGGUGUAUUGGAACAGUUCAGCAUCUCAAGAGUAAGUUUGGCAAAGGAUAUUUCUUAGAAAUGAAAUUAAAAGAAGUCCCUGAUAUGCAGAAGAAGGAGUAUUUUCAGAGGGAGAUAAUGCGCAUCUUUCCAAAUGGAAGUCACCAGGAAAGUUUUGCCUCAAUUUUGGCAUAUAAAAUUCCAAAGGAGGAUGUCCAUUCUCUCGCACUGUGUUUUUCUAAACUAGAGGAAGCAAAGCAUGCCUUCGAUAUUGAGGAAUACAGCUUUUCCCAAGCAACACUUGAACAGGUAUUUGUGGAACUUGCUAAAGAACAAGAAGAAGAUGACAAUUUUGGAACUCUAAACAGCACCCUUUGGUGGGAACGAGCCCAGGGAGAGAGGGUUGUUUUCUGAUUUGUCUGUUUUCUGUUGUAAAAUUAAAUUGAUUCAUUCUACAGGUUUUUCCCCAGAAUAAUUGUUUUUGUUAUUUUCAGUUGUUUUCUUCUUGUGUGUGCACUAAGCACUAUGAAUUAUAGAAACAUAUUCCCAAGCAAUUCAGAGUAUGAUAAUAAUUCCAUCAUCUAAGAACAAAAGAAAUUGAGCCUGUUCACCUAAUUUGCCUUACAUACACCAACAUAGUGAAUAUAUUUGUUUUUAUCACUUGCUCUUUUUAGGUACAACAUUUUAUAAUAAAAGCAGAAAGAGGGCAGCAUAGGAUUUGAUUUUGAAGGCAAUAUGUUUUCUAUUCUAGGAACUCAUGUACUGUAUUUCAUUGGCACACAGUGUGUGGCAUUAAUAUUAUUACUAAAAAACCUACAACAGGUUCAACAAUCUUAUUACAUACUUUUAUAUGUGCUGCAAUUUAAGGAGUUUAAUUUCAGGGAACAUAAUCUCCCAAAGCAGGAAGAGUUAUCCUGUGAUAUCACGUAACAGAUAUUUGCAGCUUUAUAAUAAUUGGUUCAUUAUGGACAUUUUCCACAAUAACUUUUUGCUAAAGGUCAUGUUUGCACGUUUUACAGUUACCCUACAAAUUUUAUCACAAAUUCUGCACAAAUUUUAUAUAGGUUUAAUCAUAAAUUGUAUGUUCGUUUAUUAUAUACGUUUAACCUGAAACUACCUGUCUUUUAGAAAUCACUAUUUAGAUGGCUCAAAGUUUAGGUAUACUUUAACUUUAAUGAGACAUUAAAUAGUAUACUUUGAAUUUAAUAUGUAUGUUUCUUUUUGAAACUUUAAUCAAAAUUUGAUGGAAAUUUUAAUGGGGAUCUCCUUUGUAUACUUUUUAAUGAGGCUAUGCAUUAUUUGAGUUGGAGUCAAUAUUUGAAGUACUUACUUGCUCCAAUGUUAUUGAAGCAAUUGUGCAUGCGAGUAAGUGACUUAAUGCAUUUAUCCUGUAUUCCUCCUUAAAAAGGCCCUUUCAUUUAAUCUUAGUCUGAACGCUAAUCAAUUUUUUUCCAAUUUUACAAGUAAGAUGGGUAUAAUCAGCAUUUCUCUAAGUUCAAAUACAUACUUUUGCCAGAGUGAAGUCACAAACGUAUAUUGUACUUGCACCUUAAGCCACUUGGAAUUCUUGCUUAUCAUUGGACAGACUCCAAAUAUAAGCUCAUUAAUGUAAAAUAUACUGAGACUACCAACUAUAUAGUUGUUUGUUAUGAAUGGUAAGAUUACGUUGUGUCAUGGUUGCGAGUUACACAGAAGACUAUACUGCAUGCACAGGUAUAUUUGAAAAGUUUGCACAAAUGCUCUUCCAUUUUUACAAAUGCAAAUUGUGAAAACCAAAUGUGUAAAUCCCUGUACAUGCCUUAAUUAUGUAUAGCAUGUAAACCCAUUGCAUCAUAUUGUUAGUUUUUGUGGAAUUUCCAUAUAACAAAAAUCUGCCAUAUCUUUGGUGGGUUGUCCUUUUCCGUGUUCCAUUUCCAAGUUCUUUCUUGGACUAAAAUAGUAGCCACAUGCAGCAGAACCUUGUCUUUACUUUUGUGAUGAUGAUGAUGAUAACUAACUAUAGGAAAACAAUAACGAGUUUGUUCCAUUAUCGUUGAGAGAUGAAAUAAAAGUUUAUGUUUGAUAUA